AUGCGCCGCCUGGUGGUGCUGGUGUGCGCGGCGACGGCCGCCUCCAUCCUGGCGUGGACGGUGCUCACGCUGGUGGACGACUCCACCAAGGAGGUGCCGCACCCAGACAACGGCAACGAGACCGUCUUCGUGGACAUCCCGCGCCUGCCGCUGCGCGCCUGGUACCCGUGGGACGCCAGCGGCGGCGUCACCUACAUCGGCACCUUCGUCUACCAGGUGGGCGCGCUCCCGCACGGCCAAACAGCUCAGGCGUCGCAGUUGGGCAAGAGUCAUUCCACGUCGUCGGGGUACUCUUGGCUGAGUUGUCGAGACGAAGCCAAUGAAGGCUACCGCCGCUGCAAGCCUCAAUCCCGAAGGAAAGAAAGCCUCCUGACUGUACUGGCUGGUACUGGCGCUGUUCCACGCCAACCUGCUCGACGUGCUGUUCUGCUGUUGGCUCAUCUACGCGUGCGAGCAGCUGGUGCACCUCAAGGACGUGAUGCGGCCGCUCAUGGAGCUGAGCGCCGCCCUCGACACCGUCACGUGGAGGGGUCGGUGACGAUCCGUAGCAUCUACAGCAACCAGCGCGACUUCUCCGGCUUCCAGCGCGGGGGCGGCGGCGUCGGCCCCAACGGGCUGUCCAAGAAGCAGGAGGUGCUGGUGCGCUCCGCCAUCAAAUUCGUGGGCAACAUUGGCGAUGCAUACGGAUCGGCUUUACUGCUGCACAUGUUGACGUCAACUGUCACGCUGACACUGUUAGCUUACCAAGCAACAAAGAUUUCCGCCGUGGACGUGUACGCGUGCUCCGUGCUGGGCUACCUGGGCUACACGCUGGCGCAGGUCUUCCUCUUCUGCGUCUUCGGCAACAGGCUCAUCGAGGAGAGCUCGUCGGUGAUGGAGGCGGCCUACUCGUGCCACUGGUACGACGGCUCGGAGGAGGCGAAGACGUUCGUGCAGAUCGUGUGCCAGCAGUGCCAGAAGUCGCUGUCCAUCUCGGGCGCCAAGUUCUUCACCGUCUCCCUGGAUCUCUUCGCGUCGGUGUUGGGUGCUGUGGUGACAUACUUCAUGGUGCUGGUGCAGCUGAAGUAG
This is a messenger RNA of Gryllus bimaculatus (two-spotted cricket), 1068 nucleotides long. Lineage: Eukaryota; Metazoa; Arthropoda; Insecta; Orthoptera; Gryllidae. The record is from the annotation of a GenBank genome assembly.